Peromyscus californicus insignis is the source of this 1455-nucleotide messenger RNA. RefSeq names its product coiled-coil domain containing 153 (gene Drc12). Lineage: Eukaryota; Metazoa; Chordata; Mammalia; Rodentia; Cricetidae. The record is from RefSeq and is a predicted model, not a curated record.
UUCUAAAGCAAAUCAUGUCACUGUGUUCAGGAGACCUAGAAAUGUAAAGUACCUGUGAUGGCUUCUAUCCCUGCCUUCCUCUACAUCUGUAAAGCACUAUUCUCUCAGACUGUACACUCCUAGAUUUCUAGACUGGAAAGUCUGCAGAUUACAGGCAGUGCCUGUGUAGACAUGAAUAAUAGCUAUUCAGCCCCAAGGCCUUUUCUUUAAGGCUUGGUUUUGGAGGUAAGAGGAGAAGCCACCUACAGGACCUUUGUGUGAGCCGAUAUAGCCCAUCCUACCUGCCUGUGAACCCAGUGUUUCCCAGUUGCCUAGACAGCAGGCAGUCUCCAGAAACCCAACACCCCAGUUCUUGGUCCUACCCCUUGGGGAAAGUUUUUCACCCUGGAUUGGUUCCCAGGACCCAGGCUCCUCCCUAAGCUCAAUCUGCUUGGGACUCUCUUUGUCCUCCCCAAGAAGGGUCAUUCCCCAAGGAGACAGACACCACACAAGCAAGAGAGGGUCCUGUAGGUGGGAAGGGGAAGAAUAAGCAUGCUGGGGAGAGAGAAGGGACCAGGUCCAGAGAUUUCUGUCCUCUGAGAGGGCUGACUGCUGCCCACAGAACUGUUCUUCCUUCCAGACCUGCCUCAGUUCCCAGGAGACCAAGAACCGAAGCUUCUAGAAAGCAUAAGAUAUCCUGGGAGACUAGAAUCCUGACUGUCCUGAGACUCCUACCGCCACCCAGGAGUCAGGAGAGCGUCUCUGUAUACAGACCUACCCAGCAGGUCUUCCCUCCCCCAGGGCAGCAAGGAUGCCACCUAAAACCAGAGCGAAGGGGAGAAAAACCGGAGCACAGAAGAAAAAGAAAAAUCCAAGUCCCGAUGCAGAGGCUGAGGCCAGGCACAGGCUGGUGCUGCUGGAGAAGGAGCUGCUUCAGGACCACUUAGCUCUACAGAGGGAUGAGACCCGCAGGGCCAAAGCUUCUGAAGACAGGCUGAAGCAGAGGUUGCAAGGGCUGGAAGCUGAACUGGAACGGGCCCAAAGCGAAGGGAAGGCCACAUAUGCAGAGAUGAGUCGCCAGCGUCGGGCCCUGCAAGAGGAGUUGAGAACCAGAAGCAAGCAGCUGGAGGGGGAAGCGAGAGGUCUUCGGGAACAGCUCGAAACAUGUCAAAGGGAGGCUAAGGCAGCGAGGGAAGAGGCGGAGCGAGCCCUCAGAGAGCAAGAUGAAACCCUGGCUCAGCUGCGUGGCCACGUGGCGAACAUGGAGGCCAAGUAUGAGGAAAUCUUGCAUGGCAGCCUGGACUGUCUCUUGGCCAAGCUGAGAGCUGUCAAGCCUCAGUGGGAUGCAGCUGUGCUGGGACUCCACACCAGGCACAAGGAGCAGCUCCGUCAGUUUGGUCAACCCCCUGGAUCUUUGAGGCCAUUGGCCGCUAAUCUCUGAGGCCCAGCAAUAAAGCAACUUGAUGUAGAAUUCAA